AUGGUCUUUAGCUCACCGCAGAGCAUCCUCAAGACAGGCUCCUUCUCUGGCUUCCACGAAUUUCAGGGUCAACUUGGUAGUGGAUAUCUCACUGCGGAUAAAUCAAGAUCACAGCCAUUAUGCGGUAACAAGGAGGGAUGGGGUCCUUUGAGUCCUCAUCGAUAUGACUUUACGCCGUGUUUUAUGGAUGUUUGGGUGAGCUCUGUGGCGGCUUUUGGAAUAUUGGGAGGUGCUAUAGCCAUAUGGUGGCUUUUGAGAAAGAAGACGCAGGCUGAGGUCAAAAAAGAUUGGCACUUCUGGCUCAAGCAGGCCAUCAUUAUAGGAAUCGCAACCACAGUCACAGUGCAACUCGUUAUACAAAUACUUGCCUAUCCUGAUGUGUGGGCGGGCGAUUUUCGAUUUUGGACCAGUCUUCUACAAAUCGCAUCCCUUGGUGUUGUGUUUAGCAUACAAUGGCUCGAGCAUACCCGAUUGCGGAAUCCAAACGGCGUUGUACUCUUUUACUGGCUCUUUCUCAACAUCGCAUACGGAGUUAAGCUACGAUCAUUGAUAUCCCAACAAAUAUACCACGAGCAUCUUCCAUACUUUAUUGCAUAUUGUGUUAGCCUUGGGUUAUCGUUGAUUGAAUUUGGCUUGGAGUGGCUUGUGCCAAAGAAACAAAGUGUAUAUUCGGCAUUGGAGGAUGAAGACGAAUGUCCUAUCGAGUAUGCUACCGUGUUUUCGAUCCUCACGUUCGGUUGGAUGACUCCUAUGAUGAAGCACGGCUACAAAAAAUAUUUGACAGAGGAUGAUCUAUGGAACUUGGCCAAAAGGGACACCACGAAGUCAUGCAGCGAGACAUUCCAGGACGCUUGGGAAUAUGAAAUUGAACAUAAGAAGAACCCGUCUCUUUGGAUCGCCAUCUUUAGAUCUUUUAGUGGACCAUAUUUCCGCGGCGCUCUUUUCAAGACAGUCAGUGACUCGCUCGCCUUUGUACAGCCACAGCUUUUGAAGCUGUUGAUCGUAUGGGUCAAGUCAUAUUCGAGCGAUGAACCCCAGCCUGUAAUUCGAGGAGCAGCGAUAGCUCUGGCCAUGUUCUCUGUUUCUUUGGGACAAACUAUGGCUCUGCAUCAAUACUUCCAGAGAGCGUUCGAAACUGGUAUGCGUAUCAAGACUGCCUUAACGGCAGCAAUCUACGGAAAGUCACUUAAGCUAUCGAACGAAGGAAGAGCUAGCAAAUCUACUGGAGAUAUUGUCAACUAUAUGGCUGUUGACACUCAAAGAUUACAAGACCUUACCCAAUACGGGCAACAAUUGUGGUCUGCUCCAUAUCAGAUCAUUCUCUGCAUGAUAUCCUUAUAUCAACUAGUCGGAUUGUCGAUGCUGGCUGGUGUUGCCGCCAUGAUUAUAAUGAUUCCCAUCAACGGUAUAAUCGCUCGUCUAAUGAAAAAGUUACAACAAGAGCAGAUGAAAAACAAGGAUUCUCGAACAAGAUUGAUUGCGGAAAUCAUCAACAAUAUGAAGAGCAUCAAGCUUUAUGCUUGGAGUUCCGCCUUCAUGGCUAAGUUGAACGUUGUAAGAAACGACCAGGAACUGAAAACUCUACGAAAGAUUGGUGCUGCUCAAUCAGUUGCCAAUUUUACCUGGUCUACUACGCCAUUCUUGGUUUCUUGUUCGACAUUCGCUGUCUUCGUGCUGACCACUGACACUCCACUAACCACAGAUAUCGUUUUUCCUACCUUGACGUUACUCAAUCUCUUGACAUUCCCACUGGCAAUACUUCCAAUGGUCAUUACCUCCAUUAUUGAGGCUUCCGUCGCCGUUAAGCGCCUGACGUCUUUCUUCACAGCCGAAGAGCUACAGCCUGAUGCUGUCAUUUUGAAGGAUGCCAUUGAGGAAGAUGGCGAAGAGUCUCUCACGAUUCGAGAUGCAUCUUUUUCAUGGGACAGAAACUCUGAUCGCAAUGUCUUGCAAGACAUUCACUUUUCUGCACAUAAAGGGGAGCUUACUUGUGUUGUGGGUCGUGUUGGAGCGGGAAAGUCAUCUUUUCUACAAGCACUUCUUGGCGAUCUAUGGAAAGUAAAGGGACAGGUCGUGGUUCAUGGGAAAACAGCUUAUGUAGCACAGCAGUCAUGGGUGAUGAACGCCAGUGUCAAGGAAAAUAUCCUCUUUGGCCACCGUUUUGACCCUAACUUUUACGAGAAGACUGUUGCGGCCUGUGCACUUACGGAAGAUUUUGCUCAAUUGCCAGAUGGUGAUGAAACCGAAGUAGGAGAGCGUGGCAUCUCCUUAAGUGGAGGCCAAAAAGCACGACUGACUUUGGCCAGAGCGGUUUACGCUAGAGCUGAUGUUUAUCUACUUGACGAUUGUUUAUCCGCAGUUGAUGCGCACGUUGGCAGGCAUUUGAUCGAUAAUGUUUUUGGUCCAACUGGGUUACUCAGUGGAAAGACUAGAAUUCUUGCUACAAAUUCCAUUCCGGUUCUUAAAGAGGCAAAUCUCAUUUGCUUGAUUCGAGAUACCAGAAUCAUUGAGCGCGGUACAUAUGACCAGGCCAUUGCUAGAAGAGGGGAAAUUGCAAACCUGAUCAACACAUCCGAGAACAAGGAUGUGUCCACAGAUUCUGAAACUACUGAGACUAGCGAUUCAUCAACCAUACUUGAAUUUGACCAGCCUGGCGAGGAGGAAGAAAAGGACGAGGCCGAAGAAGCGCAAGAACAUCUAACACAAUUUCAAUCUAUUAGACCUGGAGGAUCAGGCGUCAAAAAGAGGAAGGAAAGCUCUAAUACCCUAAGACGUGCCAGCACAGUCAGUUUCAGAGGCCCCCGAGGUAAACUUCGUGAUGAAGAAGAACCUUCGAAAACCAAGCAAGGCAAGGAACAUUCUGAACAAGGAAAGGUCAAAUGGGAUGUGUACGCUGAAUAUGCUAAGACUAGUAAUCUUGCAGCAGUCUUGAUUUACUUGGCCAUGCUAGUUGGUGCACAAACGGCACAAAUCAGCGGUAGCGUAUGGCUCAAAAAUUGGGCUGAGGCUAACGACAAACAUGGUGUCAACCUGAAUGUUGGCAAGUAUAUUGGUGUAUACUUUGCGUUUGGCAUUGGAUCUGCCGCUCUCGUGGUUGUCCAAACCUUGAUCUUGUGGAUCUUCUGUUCUAUCGAGGCUUCGAGGAAACUUCACGAACGAAUGGCUUUUGCCAUUUUCCGAUCCCCAAUGUCCUUUUUCGAAACUACUCCUGCUGGUCGAAUUCUUAAUCGCUUCUCAAGUGAUGUUUAUCGGAUAGAUGAAGUACUUGCGAGGACUUUCAAUAUGCUGUUCGUCAACACUGCACGGGCAUUGUUUACCCUUGUCGUCAUUUCCGUCGCUACCCCGGCCUUUAUCGCUAUGAUCAUUCCGUUGUCAGGCGUGUAUUACUGGGUGCAGCGCUAUUAUCUCCGCACUUCUCGUGAGCUGAAGCGCUUGGAUAGUGUCAGCCGAAGUCCAAUUUACGCCCACUUCCAGGAGUCCCUUGGAGGCAUCGGUACCAUCCGAGCUUAUCGUCAGCAGAAACGAUUCACACAGGAAAAUGAAUGGAGAGUAGACGCUAAUCUGAGAGCUUACUUCCCAUCCAUCAAUGCUAACCGAUGGCUUGCCGUGAGACUCGAAUUCCUCGGCUCCCUCAUCAUCUUAGCCGCCGUCAGCUUCUCCGUCGUGAGUGUAAGUACUGGAGGAGGCUUGACUUCCGGUUUUGUCGGACUGGCGAUAUCAUAUGCUCUUCAAAUCACACAAUCCUUGAAUUGGAUUGUUCGUCAAACCGUUGAAGUGGAAACAAACAUCGUGUCCGUUGAACGUGUUCUCGAGUAUGCUCGAUUGCCGAGCGAAGCUCCAGAAGUGAUCCACAGACAUCGUCCACCGAUCAGUUGGCCUGCCUCGGGUGGAGUAAACUUCAAUAACUACAGCACGCGAUACCGCGAAGGCUUAGACCUCGUGCUAAAAAAUAUCACUCUCGACAUUAAGCCACACGAAAAGAUUGGAGUCGUUGGUCGGACGGGUGCAGGAAAGUCUAGUUUGACAUUAGCUCUAUUUCGAAUCAUCGAGCCGAGCGGGGGUAAUAUCAGCAUUGAUGCAUUGAACACGUCAACAAUAGGGCUACUCGACUUGAGACGCCGACUGGCGAUCAUACCCCAAGAUGCGGCUCUGUUCGAAGGAACAAUCCGUGAUAAUCUUGAUCCAGGUCAUGUACAUGAUGAUACAGAGUUGUGGAGCGUACUAGAACAUGCAAGGCUAAAAGAUCACGUCUCGACUAUGAAUGGUGGUUUGGAAGCCAAAAUUCAAGAAGGUGGAUCCAAUCUUUCCCAAGGCCAACGACAACUCGUCUCCCUCGCACGAGCACUCCUCACACCAUCCAAUAUCUUGGUCCUAGACGAAGCCACAGCAGCGGUCGAUGUGGAAACGGAUGCCCUUUUGCAGACGACACUAAGGAGCUCAUUGUUUUCUAAACGCACGAUUAUCACGAUUGCGCAUCGCAUUAAUACGAUUUUGGAUAGUGAUCGCAUUGUAGUGUUGGAACAAGGGCAGGUGAAGGAAUUUGAUAGUCCAAGGAGAUUGAUGGAGAAGAGGGGCCUGUUUUGGAAGUUGGUGAGAGAGGCGGGGUUGGAGGGGAGUAGAGGGAUGGAUGGUAGUAUGGAUAAGAUGGAUGAGAUGGGUGGGGAUGGGAAUGGGAAUGAAUGGAUGGAUGAGAAUGGGAAUGGGAAUGGGAAUGGGAAUGGGAAUGGGAAUGGGAAUGGGAAUGGGAAUGGGAAUGGGAAUGGGAAUGGGAAUGGGAAUGGGAAUGGGAAUGGGAAUGGGAAUGGGAAUGGGAAUGGGAAUGGAUGA
Molecule: messenger RNA, 4827 nt
Organism: Sclerotinia borealis F-4128
Lineage: Eukaryota; Fungi; Ascomycota; Leotiomycetes; Helotiales; Sclerotiniaceae
Source: the annotation of a GenBank genome assembly